Phialemonium atrogriseum is the source of this 2173-nucleotide messenger RNA. RefSeq lists its product as uncharacterized. NCBI's taxonomy places the organism in Eukaryota, Fungi, Ascomycota, Sordariomycetes, Cephalothecales, Cephalothecaceae. The record is from RefSeq and is a predicted model, not a curated record. The coding region runs from base 81 to 2084 and encodes 667 amino acids. The transcript has 4 exons. Gene Ontology annotation, molecular function: DNA-binding transcription factor activity. Gene Ontology annotation, biological process: regulation of DNA-templated transcription.
CCCAACUCCCGUCCUAAUUCCGAUUUUCCCCUUCCGUGUCCACAGAGACGAAACUGCAGCAGUACAACUGUGGCCACCAAAUGAACCAAACUUCCAGACUGUCGCCGCCUCAGGGCGAUGCCAAUGCUUCCGACACGAGCAGCGGCCAGACGGCAUGGCCUGGUUCGCCUCAAGCCACGAAUCCCGCCGUGCAGACCGCACAACAAACCGAGGAGUCGCAGGCUGAGGCGGAAAAGAGGCGGCGGGAGCGGAAGCGGUUCACGGACAAGCUCGCGCAGAGGCAUCAUCGAAAACGCCAGAAGCUCUACAUCGAGGAACUCGAGGGCCGGCUCAACAUGCUCAAGUCGGGUAAUGGAGGAGACUCGGGGACGGCCGACUUGGUAGCCCAAAACCUGCGAUUGCAAGAAGAGGUGAAGCAAAUAAAUAGCCUCUGGGAUGAGAUGGAAGCCUUGAUGCAGCGCUACCGGCAGCUCAGGCGCCAAUCCGUUUUGAACACGGCGACCGGAAACCAACCUCUAAGUUACCACCCGACCAAAAACGCCAGCAAACAGCAUCCGGCCGAGCAGAACCAGAAUUUGCCCAUCCACGACCCGAGCCAGCAACCUCCGAGAACAGAAAUUCAGGACAUCCGCACCGUAGGGGACGCGGAGAACCUCAACGAAGGUCAACAUACAGCACACAUGGAUGCUUUGAUGGCCGCAUCAGGAACAGACGCAGCCUCGAUAGGCCUUGAUGCAAUGGCAUCCUCACGUAACACGGCGGACGUCCCGUUUGAUCGAGGACAUAUGGACACGACAACUACCUCGGGCGAUAUCGCUGCCCCCGUUGAUACCAACAUAUCAUUCAAUGAUCAAUCUCGCCAACCAGAUGGGGAUUAUGCAGAUAUGGUGCCAGAGUUUUGUGCAUUUGACGCCCUGUCUCGCUUGUUGCAACAAACGGACACCGCCCUGCAGGACUUCAACCCUCAUUCUCAUCCUCAUCCUCAAGCUCAUCCCCACUCCCAUCCUCUUCAUCACAACCAAAACCACAGCCACUGCCACAAUUACGAGAGCUCGACACAGAUGCAGCAAUUCGAGUUGGCAAAUAUGAUGUAUCUGGCAGCUUCGCCCCGACAGAACACCACCGGAGCCGACCCUGACGAUCCCCUCCAGAAAGACUCUCGACAGAGUCUCAACGCCAACAUCUGGCCCCCAGGUGCACAACCCCUCGCUUCCUACUUGCUCUCACCUCCCCGCGGCUCCCCAAUACCUAGUGGCCAUAACCCCUGGAGACAGGCAUCACCCGUCGCCUCUUCAGCACUGUCGCUCAAAAACAUGAUCGACUUACUAGGUGUCGACUUCGGAGACUGGUUGCCUUCGUCCAGUCCGUUGAUCGCCGCGCCCAUGGCGAGCGGGAAGCCAGAGUCACGGGCGCUUCCACUUAACCAAAACCCGCCGUCGCAACGGGAUAGAGAGGUGUCGACCAUAAUCGACCGGGCGCGGGCCAAUAUAGAAUCCGUUGGCCCGCCGACGCUUGUGGACUUCUUGUUCGAUAACCCUAAGAAUACCCUGUCGAUCGAUCUGAAGAAGCUGCUGGAGCCUGUUAGACAGAGAAGACGGACCUCGGAGUUCCUGGCUACUUAUUGGGUGCUAUAUCUUCUCUUCAGGUGGCAAAUUGUUAGGGACGAGGAGGCUUACCAAAACCUACCUACAUGGCUGCGGCCAACACGGCUUCAACUGACUGUUUCGCAUCCCGUUGCGGCAGACCUCGUCGCGUGGCCAGAAAUGCGCGAAGCACUCAUUCACAUGUCCAUGUCUGACGAAAUUGGUCUCUACGAUGUCUCGCGCGAUAUAGUUCGGUACCUGACCGUAGACAUUCAAACACCAGACCAGGCUACACUAAACGACCCCAAACGCUUGGAAGCGGAAAUCUUGGACUUGAGAAACUGGAAGCUCGGCCACGGGUUCUUCGACCGAUACCCUCAUUGGAAGCGGCUGCUCAAAGGGAAUGACAGUCUAGGUUUACCUUCAAACUCCUCAAACCCCUCAAACUCGUCGAAUCUCUCGAACAUUAGCAGGACCGAUAUUGGCACAAAUCUUAGUUGAAGAACCUUCCUUGAUCAAGAAUGAAGAAGACUUUUGUUCUAAAAGUAUGCUUGUCUUCAUAGCCUGCCAUGUCUCACUUCCAGCCAACC